AUGUCAAAUAAUAGGAACACACAUUGGUGUUAUAGUUGCAGGAGGCCAGUUCGACUGGGGCGACGGGAUGUAGUUUGUCCUAGCUGCAAUGAGGGAUUUGUUCAUGAACUUAAUGAUAUGGUGCAUGUUAAUCCCUUUGACUUGUUUGGAAUGGACAACAAUGAAGAACGAGAUCAGAGGCUUGGACUCAUGGAAACCUUCUCUGCCUUCAUGAGGCAUCAAAUGGCAGAUAGGGGUCGAAGCCGGGACAUCAGGACGCGAACAGAUUCAAAUCCUGAACAAAGUGCAGGGUUUGCUCCUCUGUUGAUCUUUGGUGGCCAAAUACCUUUCAGAUUGUCAGGACACGGUGGCUUUGAAUCUCUGUUUAACGGGGCUCCUGGGAUAGGUCUGACACGAGGUAACACAGGUGAUUAUUUUAUUGGUCCUGGACUAGAAGAACUGUUUGAACAGCUUUCAGCUAAUAACAGGCAAGGUCCACCACCAGCAUCAAGUUCCUCAAUCGAUGCCAUGCCUACCAUCAAGAUCACACAGAGGCAUCUUCGAUCAGAUUCACAUUGUCCUGUGUGCAAAGAUAAAUUUGAGCUGGGGUCUGAAGCUAGAAAAAUGCCAUGCAACCAUUUAUAUCACUCAGAUUGUAUAGUUCCAUGGUUGGUCCAACAUAACUCCUGCCCUGUUUGCCGCCAAGAACUGCCACCACAAGGAUUGAGUAGUAACCGUGGCACAAAUGGUAGAAGUAGGAGUGGAAGGGUAAGUAGUAGUAGUGGUAGGGAGAGCCAAGGAAGGAGAAAUCCAUUUUCCUUUUUGUGGCCUUUUCGUUCUUCUCAUUCCAGCAGCAAUGAUGAAGGAACUGGAAGCAGCACACCAGCACCAACUAUCCCAGAGAAUAACCAUCAUGGAGGGUAUUCUGGGUGGCCAUUUGAAUGA
Molecule: messenger RNA, 924 nt
Organism: Sphenostylis stenocarpa
Lineage: Eukaryota; Viridiplantae; Streptophyta; Magnoliopsida; Fabales; Fabaceae
Source: the annotation of a GenBank genome assembly